AUGGCCGAUUCGGAUCAAGAAGAAACUAUUCAUGCCAGGAAACAGCGAUUGUCAUUGGUUCCUCGAGCAUGUGAAGGAUGUAGACUCCGCAAGAUUCGCUGCGACAGAUCGAAUCCCUGUUCCAACUGCCGCUCGCUGAAAAUCGCAUGCCAGAGGCCCGGUGAUCGCGCGGCAUGUCGCCCCAAGUCGGACCGAGUGCCACAACUACAAGAGCAUGUACAGCGACUGGAGGAGCGCCUUCGUGUAGUCGAGGAUGAGUUACUUAGCCGUAAAACUCCUGGAGCGGCCCCGGAACCUCGCCCUCAACCAGACUUUCGCACAGACACAGUCGCGGUGUAUGAGGGACCUUCUUCUUUUGCAACUCAGUCUAUACAAGCAACCGAGGCCUUCCACAAAACAACCUACUCGGACGGCAAUGUCGAUGCGUCUUUCCGUCGUCUUCAAGACCUUCUCCGACCAUCCACCACCUCUAAUGACUACCGGUUCUCUCGCAAUGUCGGCCCCCAACCAGCAGAGCAGAUGACACUGCUACCAGUCGAGCUCAUCCUGACUGUUCUGCGAAAGGUUAAAGUGCAACCCCCUGUUUUCCUCUCGUCAUAUCUCUUGAAUGAUGCAGACUGGGUAGAGCGGAUCUGUCAAAAGAUUUACUUCCCCACAGAGGCUGUCUCUCUGGGUGAACUUUCUAGUAUGCACGGGGUACUUUACAUUUUCCUGCGAGAAUUCAUCCUCCUAAGAGACCCGCUGUGUGACGCAUUUGAUCUCAAAAAGCACGCGGAAACGUGCCGGAAGAAUUUCAACUUAGGAAUCGAGUCAUAUGAGCUUCUGGUCGUGCCAAGGUUUGAAAAUAUUUUUGCAUUAGCCCUAGGGGGAAUCAUAUCCCAAGAUGAGGGCAAUCCUUUUCUAUCCUCUACAAUGUUUGGGGCAGCAGCAAGAAGCCUACAACUACUGGGGUACCACCGCGAGAUAAUGUAUCUGAACAGGCAUGCAGCCAACGCCAGAAACAUGCGCCGGCUGUUCUGGACAGUUUACACGUUUGAUCGGAACGUUUCCUUGCUCAUGGGGCGCGCCUCGUGCCUGCAAGAUAUUGAAAUCGACACCAGCCACCCGGAACUAUCUGCGGACCCCGCUGCUAGACCGUGGGAUGAGUCCUUCAUCAUGGGCAUCAAGAUGGCUCGGCUCCAAGGCCAGAUAUACAGUCGGCUCUAUUCUACAGCGGCGCUGGCAGGAGAUCCAGCCGAGCGAGCGCAGCACAUUAGAGAGUUGGCGACCGAAUUACACCAAUGGUUUUCCGAGUUAAAGGAGAUCGACGGAAGCCAAGUCAAUCACCCACAGAUCUAUCAGCUGUCGCGAAAGAACUGGGACAUUCUCUACUAUUCUAGUCUGACCUCCACGCUGCGAGCGUCAUCCGCAUCUGGAUCUGAAUCGGAGAUCAAUUCGGAUUGUUUCAAGGCAGCUCGUCUGGCUCUGCAUGGGCAUCUUGAUUGCAUGCCUGCUUACGAUGAAACGGGAUACCUUUCGAGCGUCGAGUAUGCGAAUUGGAUGCUGGCAUCGUCAUCUUUCACUCCCUUUCUCGUCAUUUUCCUGCACGCUACUUCCGCGACCAGCUGGUCGGAUUUAGAGCUUCUGGAUCAAGUGGUAUCCUCGAUGGAGCGCAUUCGUUCAGCGUCCCGGGCAUGCGAGCGCCUCUACCAAAUAUGUGCCACCUUUGCGCGGCUGGCCCGAGGUCUUAUGCAGACCCACAGCUCUCGUUUUGGGAUAUACACCGACGAAGAUGAUACUCUACGGUUCUUCAACGGCGUCGGACAAACGUCGAUCUUUCAUCCCGAGUCAAUCCAGGGAAUCCUUGACUCGGAAACGGUCGAUUAUUUGACAGCCGCAGAGGCCGACGACAUGACUUCCAUCCUGGGAAAUUGGGCGAGCGGACAGCCAUUAGGAAUGGAUCUCUUUGGCUUCAGCGAAUAG
Aspergillus melleus is the source of this 1962-nucleotide messenger RNA. Its product is annotated as Zn(II)2Cys6 transcription factor. Gene Ontology annotation, biological process: regulation of DNA-templated transcription; DNA-templated transcription. Gene Ontology annotation, molecular function: DNA binding; DNA-binding transcription factor activity, RNA polymerase II-specific; zinc ion binding. NCBI's taxonomy places the organism in Eukaryota, Fungi, Ascomycota, Eurotiomycetes, Eurotiales, Aspergillaceae. The coding region runs from base 1 to 1962 and encodes 653 amino acids. The transcript has 8 exons. The record is from RefSeq and is a predicted model, not a curated record.